UCCUUCUCUGCAGCGCCAUUUUUCUGUUUUCCAAAGCACUGUUUUCUGCUCCCUCCCUGCCUCUCAUCCUCCUUCAGUUCCAGUUCCCUCUGUCAGAUAGAGAACGUAAGCAUCCUGAUAAACGCGACUAGCCAUUUGCAAAUCCAUCCUCCUGAAACCCCUCUUUCCUCGCUGUCUAUCCAUCUCUUUCAUCGUUACUCUGUUCUUAGAAAAAAUCAUGUCUUUUGUUGGAGAGGCCAUGUCUUUCAUUGGAGAGUCUGCUCUGUCAUCAUUCAUUCAGUCCUUGUUUGAGAGGAUUGAGUGCCCUGAGUUUCUAAGGUUUGCUCGCGAGAGCCAAGUAAGUGCUGAAAUUAACGAGUAGGAGAAAAGAUUGAGGACGAUCCAAGCCAUGCUUGAAGAUGCAGAGGAGAAGCAGAUGUCUAACCGGUCGGUGAAGAUGUGGAUGGACGAGUUCAAAGAUUUGGCUUAUGAUGUGGAGGACCUCUUGGACGAGUUUCAACUGAAUCUUUGCAACGCCAGUUGAAGGGAGAAACUGAAGCUGGUUCAAGUAAGCUUCGGAAACUCUUUCAUACUGUGACAACUACCAUCAAUCCAGGAGCAGUCAUGUUCAAUUCAACGAUGGUUUCCAAGAUGAAGGAGAUCACUACCAGAUUUCAGAAGAUAGUAGACCAGCAAAACGACUUGGAUUUGAUAAAGAGAAAUGUUGGUGGGACGUCCUCUAGCAAGGUAUGUGUGCGACCACCCAGUACGUUUUUGGAUCAUGAACCUGAAGUGUGUGGCAGAGAUGAAGAUAAAAGGAAGAUACUGGAUUUGAUUUCGAAUACAAGUGAAGUGAAAGUUGGAGUAAUACCCAUUUUUGGGAUGGGCGGGGUGGGUAAAACAACGCUCGCCCGGCUUGUCUACAACGAUGAGUCAUCACAACAACAAUUUCAUCUAAAAGGAUGGGUUUGUAUGUCUGAUGAGUUUGACAUUUUGAAGAUAACAAAGAGCAUUCUUGAGUCAAUCACUCGACAGUCGUCUUAUCUAAACGAGCUCAAUCAAGUUCAACUGGAGUUGUGUCAAAAAUUAGAAGGAAAGAAGUUUUUGAUUGUUUUAGACGAUGUCUGGAACAAGAAUUAUGAUGAGUGGAAUGCCUUGUGUUCUCCAUUGAUGCAUGGAGCUCCGGGAAGCAGAGUGAUCGCGACAACACGUGAUGAAGCUAUUGCACGGAUGAUGGAAACAAUUGAAUCUCACAAUUUGAAUUGUUUUUCAGAUGAAAAUUGUUGGAAAUUGUUUCUUUACCAUGCCUUUGCUAGUAGAAGAGUUGCAGAUCCAAAAUUGGAAGUCAUCCGCGACAGGUUCAUCAAGAAGUUUGGUGGCUUGCCUUCGGCAGCAAGGACUUUGGGUGGCCUUCUACGCUCAAAACCAUGGGAGGAUUGGGAAAAUAUAAUGAACAGCAAAAUCUGGAAUUUACAAGACGAUGUCAACGGCAUUCUUCCCGUGUUAGGAUUAAGCUAUUAUCAUCUCCCUUCGCAUUUAAAGAGGUGUUUCACAUAUUGUGCAAUAUUGCCCAAGGAUUAUGUAUUCAAAAAGAAACAACUAGUCCUUCUAUGGAUGGCAGAAGGUUUAAUUGAGCAACGAGACGGUCAACAUACGGAGGAUGUGGGAGAAGAGUAUUUUCAAGAUCUAUUCUCUAGAUCAUUUUUUCAAUCUUCAAGCACUGGUGGAUUCAUAAUGCAUGACCUGGUGAAUGAUCUAGCACAAGUGGUUGCUGGAGAUGCAUGUUUCAGAUUGGAGGAUAAAGCGACUCCAAGUAAGCAAGAAAAAUCUCGCCACUCUUCUUACAUCCCUAGCCUCUAUGAUCGCUGUAAAAGAUUUGAGUUGUUUGAAAAUACCAAGCGUAUGCGAACCUUCCUGCCUUUAUCACUAAAUCGUUAUGGUUGUGGUUUUCAUGUCACUACUUAGCAAAUUGGGUUCCUUCUUAUUUAUUAUCAGUUUUACGAUGUUUAAGGGUGCUAUCCUUCAAUGGUUAUAAUAUCACUGAGCUACCAGAUUCAAUAGGUGCCUUGAAGCAUCUAAGGUAUCUUGACCUUUCAUACACCUCUAUUAGAACUUUACCAGAGACAACAACCUUUCUAUGCAACUUACAGAGUAUGCUGCUGAGAGGCUGUAGGCAUCUCGAGAAAUUGCCUUCAGAAAUGCAAAAUCUGAUCAACCUGCGUCAUCUUGAUAUCGAAGACACAUGUGUUGAAGGGAUGCCACAGGGAAUAGAAGAAUUAAAAAGUCUUCGGACAUUGUCUGAUUUUGUUCUGGGGGAGGGUAAUGAAGUCAGUAUAACAGCUUUGACGAAUUUAAAAUUUCUUGAAGGGACCCUCUGCAUUUCAGGGUUGGAAAAUGUGGCUAAUGAUUCAGAUUUAAGAGGAGCCAUUCUAUCAGACAAGGAGAGAAUAGACAAUCUGGUGAUGAUUUGGGGAUUUGUUGAUUUUCCCCGUAUAUUGAAAUUUCAAAAUAUGCCAAACGAAAAUUGCGAUAGGGAAGCAAUUGAGAAGAUGAUACCUCACGGAAAUCUGAAAAAGCUCACCAUAAUUCGUUAUGGUGGUAUUCAAUUUCCAUCGUAGGUAGGUGAUCCUUUAUUUAGCAAUUUGGUGAGACUAAAGUUGGAAAAUUGCUUCAAGUGCACAACCUUGCCGCAACUUGGGUUGCUUCCCUCUCUCAAGGAGUUGGUUAUCAAAUGGUUUCCCAAUGUAAAAGUAGUUGAUUGUGAGUUUUAUGGUGAGAGUAUGAGCAAUUCAAAUCCUUUUCCGGCUCUUGAGACUCUGCACUUUGAGGGCAUGUAUGGAUGGGAAGAGUGGAAGAUUUGUGGGUAUGAAUUCCCUUAUCUGCGGGAACUUUUUAUUUUUAGUUGUCCCAAACUGUUGGGAACAUUACCCAGCCAAUUUGUCUUCAUUGCAAAAGCUUGAUAUUAGAGAAUGUUGUGAAUUGGUGGUUUCAUUUGGAAGCCUUCCGGUGAUAUCUCACUUCGUAAUCAAUGGAUGCAGAAAGGUUGAAUUGGGUGGAGGCUUUAGCUCGGCAAACUGCUCGAGUGUAACGGGACCAUUUUUAUUUCGACCAGAAGAGUUAAGAAAGUUAGAAAGAUUAACUAUUGGUUCUAAUUUAAUUAUCGGAUAUUCCUCUGAUCUACAUUGGGAGCUUGAUGAGGGCAUCGCUGAAAAUGAAGAGUUGUUGCAAAAGGGCGUCGCUGAUAGUGAAAUAAGAAUUUUGGAAUUUCAUCGUUGUGAAAGGCUUGAGAGACUACCGCCAUUGCUUCACAAUUUUAAGUCUCUGAGAGAGCUAUCUAUUAAAUGGUGCUUUAGAAUUAUUUCUUUGCCAGAUGCAGUGAUUUACAGCAGUUUGUGUCUUGAAGUGUUGACAAUUGGUUAUUGUCAUUCUUUGAUUUCCAUUGGAAGACAUCAGCUGCCUCCAACUCUAAAAAGGCUAAACAGUAGUUGCUGCAAGGAAUUGCGGAGGCUGCUGGAUGUGGGAGAGGCUUGUUCCUCUUCUAGGGUUACUGAUGAGGAUAGUAUCAGCGGGGACACUAACUUAUCUAUUCUCCAGAAUUUGGAAAUUAAUCUCUGCGGCUCUCUUACACUCUCAGGGGAGUCACCUGCUUCCCUUAAAUAUCUGGAUUUGAAUAAUGCCAAGUUAGAGUCAAUAGCUGAAAGGUUUGACAACAACACAUUUCUUGAAUCUAUUAAAAUCGGAUAUCUUCCUUAUCUUAAAUCCUUACCCGAGAAUCUGCACAUGCUCACCAAUCUCCGCCACAUUCGGAUAAGUCACUGUGAUAAGCUCAUAGUCCUUCCGGAUAAUAUGCACAAUCUCACAUCUCUUCAAGAAUUGACUAUAAAAAGUUGUCCAAGUCUUGUUUCUUUCCCUCAAGGAGGCUUGCCCACCACCUAUCUGAAAAAAUUUAUAGUUGAAUUCUGCGAGAAACUCGAUGCCCUUCCUGAUAACAUGCACAAUCUCACAUCACUUCAAGAAUUGACCAUAAAAGAUUGCCCAGGCAUUGUAUCCUUUCCAGAAGGAGGUUUCCCCACCAACCUGACAUCACUUUUUCUUAAAGUCGAGAUUUGUACCCUUUUGUUUAAGUGGGGUUUGCAUAGGCUCAACUCUCUCAAGAAACUCAGCAUUACAGGCAAGUGUCCUGGUGUGUUGUCCUUUCCACAGGAUGAGAUAGAUAUGAAGUUGCCUACCUCUCUUACUAGCCUUAUCAUUGAAGAAUUCCAAGACCUAAAACACCUUUCCAGCAAGGGUUUUCGAAGCCUUACAUCACUUGAAUAUAUGAAGAUCAAGAGAUGCCCUAAGCUUGCCUCCAUUCCAAAGAAUGGUCUGCCUCCCUCUCUUUUGAGUUUGCGUACCUACGACUGCCCUCUACUUCAACAAAGCUGCCAGAAGGGGAAAGGAAGAGAGUCGCUAGAAUUAGCUCGCAUUCCAUCUGUGGAAAUUAGAGAAGAUGAGGAAUUAUGGUUUUAAGGAUUGUGCUUAAUCCAGAAACAUCUUUACGUGAUGCCGACAAAUGGCUGUAAAGAGUGGAAAACAGGUUCAAGUCCAAAGAAUGGCAGCAUAUGACCCAGACCAAUUGAGGGACUGGCAAAAUGUUAUUUUCAUAUCUACACAUUUAAGAAAGCUUUUGAGUUUUGAUCCUCCAAUCUCCAGGGCCAGCAAGCUCAAGGCCUGACCAAAGACUUGAAAAUAACAAGUCAUCCCAGCAUCAUCUCUUCUCAUCAAGAGUCAUAUGGAUAGAUCAAAAAGUACCAUAUCAAGACCGGUGAAUUGCAUAUGUUGCUAAUUUCAUAUGGAUUCCUCUGUCAUGCUUUGUUGCUCCACUGCAAAGUGCAUUGUCGCACUGGUCGCUUUUGUGACUGAAGUUUACCCUUUUGCUACUGUUCACCACUCAGUGAUCACUUCCAUUGAAAGCAAAAUCUUCCUCUUUCUACAGUGUUUUGUACAAAAUUUCUAGUAUGACAACGUAAAAUUAUUUGUACCUUCUGCUCUUAA
This is a messenger RNA of Hevea brasiliensis (rubber tree), 5013 nucleotides long. RefSeq names its product putative disease resistance RPP13-like protein 1. Gene Ontology annotation, molecular function: ADP binding. The record is from RefSeq and is a predicted model, not a curated record. NCBI's taxonomy places the organism in Eukaryota, Viridiplantae, Streptophyta, Magnoliopsida, Malpighiales, Euphorbiaceae. The coding region runs from base 604 to 1944 and encodes 446 amino acids. Gene Ontology annotation, biological process: defense response to other organism. The transcript has 4 exons.